AACCUGCCUUCCCUUAUGACCAAUUAUGUUUUCCACUGUAACGUCUGCCAUCAUAGUGGAAACACAUACUUCUUAAGGAAACAAGCAAAUCUGAAGGAGAUGUGCCUCACUGCUCUAGCUAAUCUGACUUGGCGAUCAAAGGCACAGGAUGAGCACCCCAAGACCAUGUUCUCUAAAGACAAGGACAUUAUACCCUUCAUCGAUAAGUAUUGGGAAUGCAUGACAACUCGACAGAGACCAGGGAAGCUGACCUGGCCCAAUAACAUUGUUAAGACCAUGAGUAAAGAGCGGGAUGUUUUCCUGGUGAAAGAGCAUCCUGAUCCUGGGAGUAAAGACCCUGAGGAGGACUACCCUAAGUUUGGACUGGUGGAUCAGGAUCUGGCCAACAUUGGACCUUCUUAUGACAACCAAAAGCAGACAACCGCCGUCACAUCUGCUGGAGGACUGAAUGGUGGAUCGUCAUUUUCAGGUGGCCUGGCCCCGGGGGGGACAGGGAAGGGCAGAGGUGCCAAGCGAAAGCAGCAGCAGCAGCAGGAUGGUACGUCAGCUGGCACCGCCAAGAGGACCCGCAGCGACCCGCUGUUCUCAGCUCAGCGCCUGCCCCCCCACGGCUACCCGCUGGAGCACCCGUUCAACAAGGACGGGUACCGUUACAUCCUGGCCGAGCCCGACCCCCACGCGCCCGACCCAGAGAAACUGGAGCUUGACUGCUGGGCCGGGAAGCCCAUCCCUGGAGAUCUGUACAGGGCCUGUCUGUAUGAACGGGUCCUGCUUGCCCUCCAUGACAGGGCGCCGCAGCUGAAGAUUUCGGACGACCGCCUGACGGUGACGGGAGAGAAGGGCUACUCCAUGGUGCGGGCAUCUCACGGGGUCAGAAAGGGGUCGUGGUAUUUUGAGGUGACAGUGGACGAGAUGCCGCCAGACACCGCUGCGCGGCUGGGCUGGUCGCAACCUUUAGGUAACUUGCAAGCCCCGCUCGGCUACGAUAAAUUCAGCUAUUCCUGGCGCAGUAAGAAGGGAACUCGUUUCCAUCAGUCCAUUGGAAAACACUAUUCUGACGGCUACGGUCAGGGAGACGUCCUCGGGUUCUUCAUAGAACUGCCCGACGGCACAGAGACGGCCAGAGCCUUGCCCGACACCUACAAGGACAAGGCUCUGAUCAAGUUCAAGAGCUACCUGUAUUUUGAAGAGAAAGAUUAUGUUGACAAGGCAGAGAAGAGCCUGAAGCCCACCAGUACCAGUCGAAUGGUGUUCUUUAAGAAUGGAGUGAGCCAAGGCGUGGCCUUUGAGAAUCUGUUUGAAGGCAUUUACUUCCCUGCCAUAUCCCUCUACAAAAGCUGCACGGUGUCUGUUAAUUUCGGACCAAACUUUAAAUAUCCUCCAAAGGACAUCAAGUACCAGCCAAUGAGCGAUAUGGGCUGGGGAGCUGUCAUUGAACACACGCUCGCAGACAUGCUGUACCACGUGGAGACCGAGGUGGACGGCCGGCGCAGCCCUCCGUGGGAGGGUUAACUCCUCCCACCGCUAAACCCCACCCCCACCCCUCCCCCCCCCUCCCAAGAGGAAGAGUCCCAGUGAU
Molecule: messenger RNA, 1579 nt
Organism: Chanos chanos (milkfish)
Lineage: Eukaryota; Metazoa; Chordata; Actinopteri; Gonorynchiformes; Chanidae
Gene: ash2l
Product: ash2 like, histone lysine methyltransferase complex subunit
Exons: 14
Coding region: 16-1512 (498 amino acids)
Cellular component (GO): Set1C/COMPASS complex
Molecular function (GO): protein binding; transcription cis-regulatory region binding
Source: RefSeq, a predicted model, not a curated record